Anneissia japonica is the source of this 1145-nucleotide messenger RNA. RefSeq names its product target of EGR1 protein 1-like. Gene Ontology annotation, molecular function: metal ion binding; snRNA binding; 3'-5'-RNA exonuclease activity. Gene Ontology annotation, biological process: snRNA 3'-end processing. Gene Ontology annotation, cellular component: cytoplasm; Cajal body. Lineage: Eukaryota; Metazoa; Echinodermata; Crinoidea; Comatulida; Comatulidae. Bases 43 to 1140 code for a protein of 365 amino acids. The transcript is spliced from 4 exons. The record is from RefSeq and is a predicted model, not a curated record.
UACAACUGAUGUAGAAAUAUCUAAUUCUUGCAGGAAAGCAAAAUGCCGAAGCAGAAUGUUCGAGAGCUUGUACAAGAAAUCAUCGCCACUAAAAAGGCUAUUGUACUCCACAAUGGCCUUGUAGAUCUUGUAUUUUUGUAUCAAAAUUUAUACUGCCCUCUACCGGCCAACUACUUAUCAUUCAUUGCAGACAUUUCAGAGAUGUUUGCUGGAGGCAUUUAUGACACAAAAUACAUUGCAGAGUAUAAGUCACGCAUGCAUGCAACUUACUUAGAGUAUGUCUUCAGAAAAAGUCAAAGGGAGAAUGCAGUAAUGAGCACUUCAGGUCAGAGGUUCAUUGAGAUAUCAUUCUGUUCUUAUCCAAAUGAGGUGGACUUUGUUGAGUUCAGACAUUGCAAAUUACCUGCUAAUUUGCAGCAACCAAAUGAUAACAUGGGGAAACAAACAGCCAUAGAGUUUUGCAAACAGUAUGGGAGCCACGGUUGGUGUUCCCGAGGAAUCUCCUGUCCAUAUUCACACAAUCCUGAUGUCAUCCUAGACAAUGAGCAUUUAAACCAACGAAAAAGGAAGCGUAAACGAAACCGAAAAAGAAAACAUAGUGGAAAUGAAAAAGACAUUGAUGACAAAUAUACAGAAGAUUCAGUGUUAAAUAGUGACAAUAAACAUUGCCAAGAACAUGAAAUAAAUGAAGAAACAAAUGAAAUGGAGUGUGAAGAAAAGGAGAUAAAUGCAUGCUUAAUGCAUAUUGAGGCAGGUAGUAAACAAGAACUAAAUACUGCUACUGAGAUUAAAGAGCGAUCUUUGGACAAGAGCAAUUCAAAUAGACAUAUGGCAGAAGGGAAGCACAGAGCAGGAUUUGAUGCUUUUAUGACCGGGUUUUCGUUUGCAACUUUUAUAGGAAAAUAUGGAGCCUGGAAAGAAAUUGAGGUAAUGAAUAAUCAAAUGAGUUUAGGGUCGCGCUUCCAAGUGGAAGACCUUACAAAUCGAUUGUACUUAAGUGGUAAAUCUGUGCCGUUGUUGGUAGAAAAAAGUCAUUUUUCUAAAACAUCUAGCCAUCACAGAGAGAAGUUUCAGAAGAUUUGUCCACCGACAUUCAAGCAUGUAACGCAAGUAGUUCUGGAAUCUGUGGGAUUAAGUUGAUUGCU